This is a messenger RNA of Anopheles marshallii, 487 nucleotides long. It is a transcript of the gene RpS27A, whose product is annotated as ubiquitin-40S ribosomal protein S27a. Gene Ontology annotation, biological process: protein ubiquitination; modification-dependent protein catabolic process; translation. Gene Ontology annotation, cellular component: cytoplasm; nucleus; ribosome. Lineage: Eukaryota; Metazoa; Arthropoda; Insecta; Diptera; Culicidae. The transcript has 2 exons. Gene Ontology annotation, molecular function: structural constituent of ribosome; ubiquitin protein ligase binding; protein tag activity. The coding region runs from base 9 to 479 and encodes 156 amino acids. The record is from RefSeq and is a predicted model, not a curated record.
GGUUCGAGAUGCAGAUCUUCGUCAAAACCCUCACGGGUAAGACCAUUACCCUUGAGGUCGAACCCUCGGAUACGAUCGAGAAUGUCAAGGCGAAGAUCCAGGAUAAGGAGGGUAUCCCGCCAGAUCAGCAACGUUUGAUCUUUGCCGGCAAGCAGCUGGAGGACGGUCGCACACUGUCCGACUACAACAUCCAGAAGGAGUCGACCCUUCAUCUGGUGCUUCGCCUGCGUGGUGGCGCCAAGAAGCGCAAGAAGAAGAAUUACUCCACCCCGAAGAAGAUCAAGCACAAGAGGAAGAAGGUUAAACUCGCUGUCCUCAAGUACUAUAAGGUUGACGAGAACGGAAAGAUCCACCGUCUCCGUCGUGAGUGCACCAGCGAAUCGUGCGGUGCUGGCGUGUUCAUGGCUGCCCACGAAGAUCGUCACUACUGCGGCAAGUGCCACCUGACGCUUGUCUACUCGAAGCAGGAGGAGAAGUAAAAAGGUGG